This is a messenger RNA of Lymnaea stagnalis (great pond snail), 1670 nucleotides long. The record is from the annotation of a GenBank genome assembly. Lineage: Eukaryota; Metazoa; Mollusca; Gastropoda; Lymnaeidae.
CAAGCCCCAGCCACCACAUCCACCUCAGGUCAACCCAUGAUGCUCACAAGGUCAAGGGCAAGCUUGUUCCACAUGAAGAGGAGAACCAUCAUUCCAGGUGUGACAGGGCUCCGUAACCUUGGCAACACAUGCUACAUCAAUUCCAUUCUACAAUCUCUGGGGUAAGACUUGCUGAUAUUCAGAUCAGUUUGGAUAUCUCUGUCUUUGUCCUUGCCACUUCAAUUUUCCUAGCAAAACAACUGCAGUGGUGAACAGAUUUUUAUAGUACUCACACUUUUGUCAAUAAUUACAAAAUGGUUUAUGGGUUUAUAUUCUUUCUUUGAUUCAUAUCUCACUGGCUGUUGAUUGGCUCACACAACAAACCAUACAAGGGAAGACAAAUUCAACUGAUGCUGACCUCGGUAGCGGUGGGCUUGGAAUAGCAAAUGUCUGUCGUAGAGUUUACAGGUUGCAGGUUUGGUUCUAAACAUGCAGAUGUACAUUUAAGGAUGACAGCCAUGUUGCCAGCCUCUAAUACAGAUGCCUUUCUUUUUGACAGCCAUGUUGCCAGCCUCUAAUACAGACGUCAUUCUUUUUGACAGCCAUGUUGCCAGCAUCUAAUACAGAUGCAAUUCUUUUCUUUGUGCAGGCACCUGGAGGACUUCAGGGAAUAUUUUUGCCAGUUGGUAUUUGGUCUGUUUUCCCCAAGUGGCACCCCGCUCCCUGGUUCAUCCCCUUCGAACCUUUCACCUCUGGCAGCCAGAAAUCUCCUCAGACUCAACACAAUUGAUUACUUCCAGGUAGGUGUGGCAUUAAAGUGUGGCACAGAAACUAGAUCUUGCUUAGCACAGACUUUAAGGGAUCAUCAUUUAAUGGUCUGUUUAUUAUGGUCUCUUGUCAAGGCAUUCUUCAUUUUGUGGACUGUGUACCUAACCUGAGCCAUUUCAUCACAUUUGUUCACCUUUCAAGUUAUCAAACCCAUCUUUUUUUUUUCCUGUUGAUUUGCUCUUGCUAGCAUUUGAACUACCAGCCAUCCUCGGAGCUAUUCACCCAUCCCACCAUUCCACCUGUACCGACAAUAAAACCUGUGAAGCCAAGCGGCGGUUUAAAUGGUGGGGGGAGUGGGGAAAACACGGAGGGAAUGGAAGAAAUGAGUUCAGAUCCUGUCAUCAAGGCCAAGGCAGAUACACUGAAAACCUUGUGAGUACCAGAAUGGAUGAUACCUAAGUAUGUCUGAUGUAAUGGCAGAUUCUUUGAGGGCAUGUGCUAGCUUUCAUUCUUAAUUUUGUUUCUUAAAAUUAGUUCGAAGAAGUAAAUUGAUAAAUUAUAGACGAGCGAAAAAAUGGAACAUCUUAAAUAAUUUUAAAAUAUUUUCUUUGACAAUUUACACUAAAAUAUCUGAGUUAUGAAUGCCAUUGCCAAAGUUGACUAUUUGUAAUGUGUGCUAUCCUCAUCACAAUAACACAAUUUCUCCAUUUGGCUAUUUGUCAUGUGUGCUAUCCUCAUCACAAUAACAUAAUGUGUUCAUUUGUUGCAGGUCUCUGUGUCAGGAAAUGCAUGGCUUGCUCCGAGUCUUGUGGUCGGGGAAGUGGGCGCAGGUCAGCCCCCAUGGAUUCCUCCACGCCAUAUGGAAGUACAUCCCUGUAUUCAAAGGUCACCUUCAGCAUGAUGCCCAGGAAUUUUUAUGGUAA